Molecule: messenger RNA, 3559 nt
Organism: Motacilla alba alba
Lineage: Eukaryota; Metazoa; Chordata; Aves; Passeriformes; Motacillidae
Product: zinc finger protein 318-like
Exons: 3
Coding region: 16-648 (210 amino acids)
Source: RefSeq, a predicted model, not a curated record
UCCCGGGGUAGGGAGAUGGGGACGGCGAUGCCAGAAGGCAGCCGCAGGGCUGGGAAUCAGGAUCGCUGCCUCCCCUCUACAGUUGGGUGUAGGCGCUCGGGAGUGAGACCCUUGAAAGGAUAUUCCCCAGGGAUUUCUCCGCUGGCCCGCUCUGUGGCAAAGGAAGGGAAUGUGGCAAAUAAAAUAAAACACAAAACAAAAGAUCGCACGUGUCCCACCGAGCCGGCGGGCUCUGCCGAAACCCAGGAGCCUCCAGCCUCCCUUGGGCCCCUCGGAUGCAGCGCAGCUCCCGCCAGCGGGAAAGUUUCGUGGUCCCUGGAGGCGGCAGUGACGGAGACGGGAGAACGAGCCGCCUCGCCCCCCAGGAGCCGGGAGAACAGCCCCUCUCCCCCAGACGCUCGGAACAAACCCCGAAGCAGCACAGCAGGGAGAAAGAGAGACACGGGGGAAGGAGUCACGCGGGGGAAAGCGGGUUGUCAGCGGCUCCCGGUGCCGGAGCGGGACAAACCCCGAGAGGAGGCACAGCUAUCCCGUGAGGGGGCUGAGACAGCCCGUGAGAGAGAGACAAAGAUACCCAGUGAGGGGGGGAGCACUGGCACCCCGCGAUGGGAGCUGAGGCACCCCGUGAUGGGGACACACACCCUGUGAGGGGUCACAGCCAGCCCUUGAUGGGGCACAGACCCCCCUAAAGGGGUCACACAGACCCCGGGGGUCACAGACACCCACUGAGGGGUCACGGACGCCCCGCUGGGGACGCUUAGACACCCCGGAGGAGCAGAGACAUCCAACGAAGGGUCACAGACACCCCGAGGGGGCUCAGACACCCCGUUAGAAGGACAUAAACACCAAAUGAAUGGUCACAGACACCCCAUUAACGGGACACAGGCACUCCGUUAAGGAGUAGCAGACACCCUGUUAAGGGGUCGCGCACACGCCGGGGGUCACAGACACCCCGUUCAGUGGUGACCCAAACCCUGUUGAGGGGACACACAAACCGCGCUUCGGGGUCACACACACGCCGCGAUGGGACACGGCUGCCCCGUUCAGGGGUCACGCCGCCCCGCUCGGGGGUCACACGCACUCAGCCGGGGCGUCCCCGCUGUCCCGCCCGUCGCGGGCCGGCGGCAGCGCCUCACGGUGAAGCCCGAGCGCCCCCUACUGUCGGGCUGCCGGCAGCGGCCGCCCCCGCGCCCGGCGCUGCCUUUUGUCGCCGCGGCUUUGGGGUCCCAGAGGUUUCAUCUCGCCUUGCUUUCUUCCUUUUUUUUCCCUCCACCUUUAUUUUGCAUAUGCUAGAGAUUUAUUCAUUUAAUAAUUUCUUCACGUAAAGGAUCCGAACCGUAGUUGGGCAUAAUGUGCACUGCCCACACAUACUCCCAUUAAUGGUCUGCAAGUUAAUUCUUCCUUAAUUCUUGCGUGCAGUCAGUGACAUCUGUUUUACUGUUUCCAGACGUUGCAGUGUGAGGCUUUUUUAAGUGUCUGAGAUGAUUAUGGCUACUUCAUACAAAGCCAGAUAACUCCAAAGCUUCUUGAUGCUAAUCAGGAAUGGUGUCCCCUUAUACUCACAAUAUGCCUUGCAGAUAAAUACCAUAAAAUCACAGAAUGGUUUGGGUUGGAAGGGACUUUAAUGGUCAGUUCUGAACCCCCUGCCAUGGGCAGGAACACCUUCCACUAUCCCAGGUUGCUCAGAGUUCAUCCAACCUGGCCUUGAACACUCCCACUGAUGGGGCAUCCACAGCUCCUCUGGAUAACCUGUGUCAGGGCCUCACUACCCUCACAAUAAAGCAUUUUUUUUUCAUAAUGUCUAAUAUAAACCUACUCUCAGUCUGAAGCCCUUCUCCCUUGUCCUGUCACUCCAUCCUCUAGUCAAAAGACCCUCUCCAUCUUUACUGUGGGCCCCCUUCAGGUACUGGGAGGUCCCACUUGGGCCACCCCAGAGCCUUCUCUUUCUCAGGCAGAACAAUCCCAAUUCUCUCAGCCUUUAAUCUUCCUGCUCCAUCCUUCUGAUCACCUUGAUGCCUCCUCUGGACUGGUUCCAACAGGUGCCUGUCCUUCCUGUGCUGGGACCCCAGAGCUGGAUGCAGCCCUGCAGGUGGGGUCUCACCAAAGCAGAGGAGAGGGGCGGAAUCCACUCCCUCCCAUGCUGGUCGUAUAUUACUACACCUGAAGAUUACCUCCUGAAGAAAGCUAAUUCCUUUGUCACAUUGAGGGUGAUGUUACAUGAAAUGAGAGAGCUGAUCUGCUUCCUUACCACUGCUGCAAGUGAAGGAGCUUCCUCCUCUUUCCCAGGCUUUUGUCUUCUGGGUACAUGGUCCUGAUCACACAAUCCCCAGCCUUCCUUACCUAGCCAAGGCAUGUGGUUUUAGUCUGGGUUAUUUUUUUGCCAGUUUAACAUUGCUGAAUGCACACCUGCCCAUGAGAAACAGUGAAUUGAUUUCUUGUUUGGCUUUGCUUGUCUGUGUUGUUUUUGCUCUCCCCAUUAAACUGCCUUUAUGUCAACCUAGGAGUGUUCUCACUUUUACUCUUCCAAUCCUCUCCUGAAUCCUGCAGGUGAUGGAAUGAGUGAGAAACUGCAUGGGACUCAGUUGCUGGCUGGCAUUAAACCAGGACAAGCUCUUAAGCUUGAGCUUAAGUUCACAUCACCUUAUCCACCCUAAGCCUACCCUCCACAGGACAAUGAGCUGAUUAACAUCUUGUUCCUACAGAGAACAGCCUAGCAACAUUUCUUUCCCCUUCCCAGCACUUAAUUCCUCAUCAUUUCUCUCUUUCCUUCUAGCUACACAGCCUUACUUCCUCCCCUUGACUGAACAAAUGUAAAUCACUGAAAUUGGAAGGGAGAAAAUAAAAUGCAAGCAACUUUUGUUUCUUUAUGGUUGGGUAAUUUUGUGUGAUUUUAGUGAAUUAAACAGGUUUGCAGAUGACCAAGAAAAUUAGCAGCAAAGGCAAAGGGAAGAUGGAUCAGGAUUCCUAGCCAAAGCUGCCCUGUAGAGCUGUCACUCACAAACACCUCAAACCAGCUUCAGCUCAUUCCAUACUUAUCCUGCUUUCUCCCUUCUCUGGAAUCAGUAUUUCUGUUUAUGCACCAUAAACAACUGAUGAAGUAAUUUUUUUUUCCCUUUUGGGGCUUUUUGGUUUGUAGAGUUGGGUUUUUCAGAUUUGUUUGGGGUCUUUUUCCCUUUGCUUUAACUCCGAUAAGCCUUUUCUUUAACUAUAUAUUUUAGGAAGGAAGAGCUUUUAAACUUUCUUCCCCUCUACCUUCCAUGUUAUUCAGUAAGUGUAAUGAAAAUGCAUAAUCUCCACAUUUGCUCUGAGUCAGAAACUUAAGGGAUUUUAUGAAUUUCCUUUUUGUUUCCUUUUUAAUACUCUCCCAGGUUUGGAAGUAUAUAAAAAGUGGUAUAUAUUGUUGUUGAAUCUUAUAACUGGCAUUUCUCCAAAUUUUUAGAGUUUGAGCACGGGAACAGAAAAAAAAAAAAAGAUAUUAAAAUUAAAUAAACUGGAGGAUUUCUAGGAUCAUCCAUUCUGCUGGGUUCAGUAUAAAAGGAAAUGAUAGGAGAGGAAAAAA